Molecule: messenger RNA, 3177 nt
Organism: Astrephomene gubernaculifera
Lineage: Eukaryota; Viridiplantae; Chlorophyta; Chlorophyceae; Chlamydomonadales; Astrephomenaceae
Source: the annotation of a GenBank genome assembly
AUGCAGAUCGUACAUACCUAACGCUUAAGGCGGGCAGAGCCCCUUAAGCACCAUAACGGACGCACAGACCACCCUUGAACAGUCUUUAUAACUUGGUAUAUAGACCACACAAGAUGUCUCGCAAGAAUAAGGUUUCCUACUUCUAUGACAGCGAGUUCCAGGAAUUCUACUUUGGGCAGAACCACCCGAUGAAGCCACAUCGGCUAGCAAUGACGCACCACCUGGUCUUGGGCUAUGGUCUCCACAAGAAGAUGGAGAUAUUCCGGCCAAGGAAGGCACAUCCUGCGGAGCUUGCACAGUUUCACAGCGAGGAUUAUGUGGAGUUUCUGUCCAAGGUGACGCCGGACAGCGUCGCCAAGUUCACUGGGCAGCUGCGUCAGUACAACAUUAAUGACGACUGCCCCAUUUUCGACAACAUGUUCAAGUUUUGCCAAUUGUACGCUGGUGCGUCCAUAGAGGCAGCCGUCAAGCUCAACCACGGGCUCUCCGAUAUCGCCAUUAACUGGUCCGGGGGGCUUCACCACGCCAAGAAGGGCGAAGCAUCGGGCUUUUGCUACGUCAACGACUUGGUGCUGGCCAUCUUGGAGCUGCUGAAGUACCACGCCCGAGUGCUCUACAUUGACAUCGACAUCCACCACGGCGAUGGCGUGGAGGAGGCCUUCUACCUAACGGACAGGGUCAUGACGGUUUCCUUCCACAAAUACGGCGACUACUUCUUCCCGGGCACCGGCGACCUCACCGACACGGGGGAGCUCAACGGCAAGUACUACAGCCUCAACGUGCCCCUCAAGGACGGUACCAACGACGACACCUUCCACGCGCUCUUCAAGCCCAUCAUGCGGCGCGUUAUGGAGGUGUUCCAGCCGGGGGCCAUCGUCAUGCAGUGCGGCGCCGACUCGCUGGCUCACGACCGUCUGGGCUGCUUCAACAUGUCGGUGCGUGGGCACGGCGAGGCCAUCCGCUUCAUGAAGGAGUUUGGCGUGCCGCUGCUCAUCACGGGCGGCGGGGGCUACACCAAGCACAACGUGGCGCGCUGCUGGACGUACGAGACGGCCAUCCUGACGGACACGCAGGUUCCGGAGCAGCUGCCUCGCUCCGACUACCACGAGUACUUUGCGCCCGACUUCUCUCUCAACGUGUCCACCCACAAGGUGAUGGACGACAGCAACACCAAGGCCGACAUCGAGCGCAUCCGGCGGGAGGUGUUCGAGUACCUGCGCCACCUGCAGCAGGCGCCCGGGGUGCAGAUGCAGGAGGUGCCGCCCGACUUCAGGGUGCCCCGGUACAACUACGACGAGGAGCCGCUGGAGGAGCGCAUCGGCAAGUACGCGCGCGAGCACGUCAUCAUUCGCGACGAGGACGGCUUCGGAGAGGGCGGCGGCGGCGGCGGCCCGGGCACCGGCGGUGGCUACCAUGACCCGUAUGAGUGAAGAGGGGGCAGCAUGAUGGCUGCGCAGGGCAGAGGGUACACAGCCGCCGGGUGCACACUGCUGCUUUGCUUGGCUAUAUCCAGCGGCCAGCGCCCCGGUGCGCUUGUGUGCGUAGCGGAGGAAUCUAGGAGACGAAGAAGUGGACUCGCACGGGUUGUUGCCAGACAGACUGCAAGCAGCUCGUACUGCGUUCGUCUUGGCCGCGGCCCGCAUGCAGCAAGGCACAACAAGCUGCUGGCGAGCUGCGGUACUGGCAGCCCCGCCCUGGUCCUCUACCUUGAAGAGGUAGACGACGGGCCGCGGCACGAUGGCGUCACGGGGGCCACGCCCAGCUGCUGCCGCGCCGCAGCAGGACCGCACCCCUUGCGCCUCGUUCGUCCCCGGCAGCAGCGGUUGGCCCCGGCAGCAUGCUUGCGCUGCGCUGUCCACUGGGUGCUUGCCUCCGCACGGCGCGGUAGCGGUGUGGGAGCGGGAGGUUUGGCUGGCUGCAGCCUGUCUCAGUGUCCAUUGCUCCUCAGUUGCAGUUGGCCCAUGCAAGUGGUCCAUCGGUCCUCCUGUUACUUUUCCAGGGACAUGUCCUCAAGUCCGUUUGCUUAGGCGGGUGGCACACGCAGACUGGUCAUGCAAAGCUGCAUUGUCACUCGGUUGGCUCUUACAGGGCUGCUUACGGAAAUGAGUUGGUAAGACUGCGCCUGGUGUAGGGUGGAGAUAGCAGGUGCGGGCUCAUGACGCAUGGGCCACCUGGUUUUCCGAACUCGAUGCUUAUGUCGCCCAUGGCUUCCAGGUUGUGAUAGUUGAGACGUCUUGGAACCGCCUGCCAGCGCUCUCGCUAACGGGUUGAUUGUCCACGUGAUUCCCGGAUCCAAGGGUGUUGCAACGGAAAUUAAUAAUGAAGAAGUGGUGUCGGUAUCUGAAGUGAAGAAGAGGUGCCGUGUGUUAUCUGGGUUCAGAUGUGCGGCCGCGGACAUAUAACGAACAACGCUGCGACACCGUACGUAUGUUCGCUAUGCGUUUGGAACAUGUUGAUACGCCGGUUGGGUGUGCACGCCGUGGGAAUGCCUCUAUGCAAGCCCCGCACAUGGCAGGGUGUCGCGCCCCGUUACCGGUACGUGCAUUCUGCCGGCAGGCUUGGGUGCGGCCGUGGUGUAAGACCCGUGGUUCAGUCUCGUUGUGGCUGAGGUGAAUGCUUACCGUGGGGAGAACAAGUGGCUCUGUGCAUAUCGUGAGGUGUUGUGCUAUCACCUGUUCUAGGUGGGGUAACAGCAACGCACACGUUCUGGGCGUUGCUGUUACCUAGAAGAUGUGAGUGCAUUUGUAUCGCACAUGUGCCGUACUGUAGUCUUCCCUGUUAGGCAGCGGAGCGGCCGGCGCUCGGGCUCGGGCGCUGCGCACAGCUCGCAGAUACUGUAAAAGACAGUGCUCGGUCAUUUUUAACCACUUGUUGCGACCUUCUCGAGGAGUCGCCAGCUAGCCCGAGGGACCAGCUGUGACGCUGGAUUACCAAGCCGGUGUAUGGGCGUGACGGGUACCCAAAGGAGGGUUGAUGGUGUUGUGGCAAUUUUGGGAUUUCUGGAUAACUAGAAUCGAGGAUCCUGCUUGGGGCUUGUGCGCGAAGUUGGUGGGGAGAGAACGAGGGGAGGACCUCGAUGAAAGCGUGCAUAGGUCGGUGCAGGGUUGCAGGGUACGGCAAAAAUAACAAACAAUGGCCGUAAAUGUAAUUAUGGCGGCCUUGUAAGGGGAGCUUGAC